Molecule: messenger RNA, 2536 nt
Organism: Ictalurus furcatus (blue catfish)
Lineage: Eukaryota; Metazoa; Chordata; Actinopteri; Siluriformes; Ictaluridae
Gene: gas1b
Product: growth arrest-specific 1b
Exons: 1
Coding region: 1045-1899 (284 amino acids)
Biological process (GO): regulation of cell cycle
Source: RefSeq, a predicted model, not a curated record
CGCAGCAGACCAAUAGAAACCCGAAGCUGCUUCCAAACCCGCAUGUUAACUUACUACAUAGUGAGUCAAAGCUGAAGGUGGCGUACUAUAUUGAAAUACUAUGUAGUACGGUAGUAUGUUUUUGGGACGUAGCCCAGCAUUCUCCUCUCACUCCGAGAUGUGAGGGAAUCGAGGCGGGCUGCUGAGGAAGAACCGAGGCGACAGAAAGUAGGUUGCCUAGGUUAAGUGCAUGAAAAUGUUGCCGCUGAUCGGGGAAAUGUUGGACAAACUGCUCUUUAAAUUCUGUAGGAAACGUUCAUUUAAGGUGGAGUUUUUCUGCUGAUUCAUAAUCACCUGAGUUUCAAUACGAUGGAAUACAAUAGUUCACAGCACGGAGAAUUUGACAGAAGGUCCGGCAUGUCCCUGGAUGUGGAUGUUAAAAGGACCAAUGUGAACGCGUAGCCCUUGUUUACUUGGGCAAUGAAUUUCGGCUGAAAACAAAGUGGACCUGCAGAACUAACUUUAGCUGUACUGACAUGAGUGUGUGCUGGCUGUCCAACACUAAACGGAAAACUCUGUGCCAUGCUGGUAUGUAACGAAAUGUUAGUGAAACUAACAGCAGGAUUUGGAGUAGUGAUGGGUGAGUCGCUGAGGAAUCGAUUCUUUUUGAGGGCAUCACUGCGGACUCACGACUGAAUCGAAGGUUGGAGCGAAAAAAAAAUCGUUUUUUUUCUUUUCUUCUUCUUAUUUUUUUAACCACAAUAAUUUUUGUUUGACUUGUUGAACGCUGAACUGCCAGGUUGCCAAAGCGGUUACACAUUAUAGCAAUACACCAGCCUGUAAACUGUAAAUGUGCUGUUGGCUUUGAGUCAGAUUGUUAUCACGUAAAAAGCAAUUAUAUUCUCAUAAUAUAAAAUAAAAGACCGUUAAAUGGACAAAUACAGACCUGUGCAUGUAUGUUGGGUCAAAAUUGUAGGUACGAUUUCGGAUUGUGCUCAAACUUCGAUUCACGUAAAGUGGUUUGCCCUAAAGAGUCGAAUCAGUAAAGUGAGUCAGUGAGUCAGAAUGCCCAUCAAUACAUGUGGGGCAAUAUCCAUCCUCCCAUUAUGGAUUUGGACUGCCGGUUUAACGCUGGUGUGUUUUGACGCCUUGGCCGGUGCGUCCCCAGCUCACGGUCAUCGUCUGAUCUGCUGGCAGGCCAUUAUGAAAUGCCAAUCAGAACCAGAGUGCCAUUACGCUUACAGGCAGUACAUGCGCGCGUGCGGACCCGUGAUUAACGGACACAAGAAGAAGUGCCCGAGCCACUGCAUCUCAUCCAUCGUGCAGCUCAAUCUGACUGUCAACGGCCCAAGUCUUGAGCACUGCGAGUGCGCUGCAGACACAGUGUGCGUAAGCGCCAAGCGCGCCAUUGAGCCAUGCAUGCCGCGGAUCAGCCGCACGGGCUGCACAGAAGCGCGUCGCGCGUGCGAGGGCGACACGGACUGCAGCGCGGCCAUGCGUGACUACCUGUUCCACUGCCGCGAGCUCUUCGGCGGAGAACGCUGCUCGGAUGAAUGUCGGCGAGUUAUCGAGCGCAUGCGCUCCGUGCCCAAGGCGCGCCUAUUGGACACGUGCGAGUGCGACGGCGCCGAGAGGACCAUCUGUGAGCACGUUAAGAUCAGCAUGAUGAGCUUGUGCUCUGACGCGUCUGACCACCGGGACUCGGGCAGCGGCUUUUCGGACGACGAGGACGAGCUCGAGAGUGACUAUGACACGGAGGAGUAUGAAGAAGAAGACAGCGCGGGUGGAGUGUCCAGGGCGCACACAGGGUUGAUAAUGACCUCCACCAUCCCAGAUAGCAACAGGGUUUGGGCCAAAUCUGGCUUACAUCCGGCUCUUCUGGCUUGGUUCUGGCAUUGCGUUUUUCACAGUCUUGUGUGAAACAGCAUUAAGCUGAAUUCCAGCGUGAGUCUGGCCAACCAAAAGAAACAAAAAAAACAGACGGUAUAUGUUUGUCUGAACGCUGGCUGAAGUUUGGUCAUCCAGAAGAAGACAAGCAGUCGACUGAGACCGAAAAUAAGAAAGAAAAAAGAUAGACAUUUGGCUGAACUCUGGCAUGAAUGUGAUUAACCACAGCCUUGUGUAAGGCUGAACAAUAACUCUAUAUCGUCCAUACUUUAUUUAAUCUUGAAAAACUACACAUCAUUAGAAAGUUCAUUUUGUCAAUAUCCAUAAGAUUAAAAAAUAUUCUGCAAUAGCAUGAAAAUUCUCAAACACAAAGUUACAAACAUUUCACAGAUUGUUGUUUAGCAGGUUGUUUUUGUGAAAAGAAAGAGGACACCUGGGCAAAAAUUACCUGUGUGUGGAUUUAAGCAGGGCAGUUAAUGCAGACAUAAAUAGGUGUCAAUGUGCAGAAUAGAAAAAAAAGAGUAAUAGAUUGUUGCAGAGUGAGGACCAAAAAAUGAAAACAUAAAUGGUGCAGUUUGCAGCUCCAUACAAAAGAGGAUAGGUGCUUAGAGUAUGUCACUGAAUGGACUUUGAGUAUUUGAGUGGAUUUUAGUCAUCCUUAUAUAUAUAU